Molecule: messenger RNA, 816 nt
Organism: Chaetomium globosum CBS 148.51
Lineage: Eukaryota; Fungi; Ascomycota; Sordariomycetes; Sordariales; Chaetomiaceae
Exons: 4
Coding region: 1-816 (271 amino acids)
Source: RefSeq, a predicted model, not a curated record
AUGCCGAUCCGCGGCCCAGUCCACGCCAAGCUUCACAAGAAGGACGCCGCCGAAACCCUCCACGUCGGCCCCUUGACAAUCCGCAUUUACGAAGAUGGCUCCCUGACCGAGAACCGGGUCAGUGGUGUGCUACUCGAGAUACCCGCCGGCAAGAGUGGUCCGCCGAUGCACUGGCACCGGUUCCACGAUGAAUUGUUUCUCGUAAUCAAUGGGUCUAUGACGUUCGUCACGCCCGACGGUGAGGUGACAGCUUCGGGGGGCGACCUCAUGACCGUUCCUCCCGGAGCGGUGCACACGUUCAAGAAUGCAUCCGACACGGAAGACUGUGAGUGUUACAUGACUGCCACGCCGGGACACUAUGUGGAUUACUUCCGGAUGUUGGGCAAAGCGGCGGAGGGCUGGGAAGCAAGCUCAACUUCGGGCGAUGUCGAAGCAUCUAAUGGCAUUGUUUGGAAACUGAUCCGAGUCCCCGAGCUUGUCAACGGCAAAUUGACACACGUGGCGGAUAGAUUUGUAGAGACUCUUGAUCUGCUCGUCACCGAAGUCAUCGCAAUAUUGUUCCGGGUGGAGUUUUGCCUGGUAGAGAACUUCGUCCCCGACCCAGUUGCCGACCCCACUGAUGACGGCCUGGUCGAGAAUGAGCGCCUUGAUAGGCACGUGCCGCGACUUCAUCUUCUGUCGGAGAUACUCCUCAGUAAAGACGUCAGUAUCGACGACUGGGUCUGGCCCGUUCUCUACGAGCGGCGAGUGCUUCCUGAUGCUUUCGCCCGGGCAAUCCACCAGCCGGACACCGGCCGAAGCGUCGGGGGUCGGUAA